Penicilliopsis zonata CBS 506.65 is the source of this 1362-nucleotide messenger RNA. RefSeq lists its product as hypothetical. Gene Ontology annotation, cellular component: membrane. Gene Ontology annotation, molecular function: carbohydrate:proton symporter activity. Bases 1 to 1362 code for a protein of 453 amino acids. Lineage: Eukaryota; Fungi; Ascomycota; Eurotiomycetes; Eurotiales; Aspergillaceae. The record is from RefSeq and is a predicted model, not a curated record. The transcript has 3 exons. Gene Ontology annotation, biological process: transmembrane transport; carbohydrate transport.
AUGAAGCUGAAACUCCACGCCAUCUGCUCCUUUGCCGCCCUGGGCUCGUUCCUCUUCGGCUACGACUCGGGCGUCAUCGCCUCGACCAUCGCCCAGAAAGCCUUUCUCGCCCGCUUCGGCUCGCCGACCCUCUCCGAUGCCGUCGCGGGGGCCAUUGUCUCCUCGUACACCGGGGGCGCCAUCCUGGGUUCCCUGAGUGUCUCGGUGUUGUGCGAUGCGUACGGUCGGCGCGCCGUUAUCUGUCUGGGGGCCUUGCUGGCGACUCUCGGCGCGGCGUUGCAGGCGGGGGCGGCGAGUAUCGCCAUGCUGAUUGUUGGUCGCUUGCUUGCCGGUCUGGCGGUGGGGGGGAUGUCGACCGCUAUUCCUGUCUAUUGUAGUGAAAUCUCUCUUCCUGCAGUUCGAGGCAUGCUUAUCUCUACCCAGCAAUGGAUGAUUGGCGUGGGAAUCAUGGUAGCACAAUGGGUUGGCUACGCCUGCUCCCUACGCACAGGCGACUUCACCUGGCGCUUCCCUCUUGGCCUACAGGUGAUCCCCGCGGUGGUCCUCUGCGUAGGGAUCUGGCAGCUCCCCGAAUCACCACGAUGGUUGAUCGAACACGACGGCAGAGAAGAAGCCGGGCGUGAGAUCCUGGUCCGCCUGCACGGCGCCGAGCUGGCCGAGAAGGAGUUCCAGAGCGCAUCGCAGAAACAACUCUCCUCCCGCUCGACCUUGGGACACUUUGGUUCAAAGGAGUACCGUCGUAUCCUCCUCGCGUGCGGCAUCCAGCUCUUCACGCAAACCUCGGGCACGAACAUGAUCCAGAACUACGGGCCAAGACUCUACACCACUCUCGGCCUGCAGACCUCGACCUCCCUGUUGAUCAUCGGUGUCUGGGGCCUCCUGGCCGUCGUGUGGAACACGCUCUUUAUGCUGUUCAUAGUCGACCGCUUCGGUAGACGCACUUUGCUCAUCCCUUCCCUGCUGGGCAUGGCUUGUACGAUGGCCGUCGAGGCAAGUCUGGCGGGGUACUACCUCGCUUCUUCUGAGCGGGGGAACAAUGCAAACGCCCUCCGAGCAGCGAUUAGUAUGUUCUUCGUCUUCACAAUCUGCUAUACCUCCCUCGGCCUUAUUUCGUGGAUCUAUCCCGCUGAGAUAUUUCCGACGGCCCUCCGCGCACGCGGCGCCGCUCUCGCCACGGCGACCAACUGGUCCUUCAAUCUGCUCUUCACGCAGUGCUCCCCUCUCGCCCUGUCGCAUUUGGGUUACAAAUACCUCUAUUGCUUUGUUGCUUUCAAUUUCCUCGCCGCAGCGCUGGUGUGGUUGUUUUUUCCCGAGACGAGGGGGUUGUCCUUGGAUGUGGAUGACCAUGACCAUGUACAAUAA